AUGGAUGAAGUAAAGUUCUUAGGCCAUGUGGUCUCGGCUGGUGGCAUUUCUAUGGAUCCUGCAAAGGUGCAGGCGAUUCUUCAAUGGGAGAGGCCCAUUUCGGUCACGGAAGUUAGGAGUUUUGUUGGGUUGGCAGGAUACUAUCGGAGCUUCAUUGAGGGUUUUUCAAGAAUUGUAGCGCCAUUGACUCGGUUAGCUAGGAAGGAUCAACCUUUCGCUUGGGCGAAUCAUUGUGAAGAUAGUUUUCAGGAGUUGAAGCAGAAGUUGACGAGUGCUCCUGUGUUGGUAAUCCCUGACACAGGUAAACCUUUUGAGGAAGGAAAGGUGGUAGCCUAUGCUUCAAGGCAAUUGAAGGUUCAUGAGAGGAAUUAUCCUACUCAUGACUUGGAGUUUGCGGCAGUGGUGUUUGCCUUGAAGAUUUGGAGGCAUUUUCUGUAUGGUGCUCGAUUUCAAAGAAGAUGGAUGGAAUUCAUAAAGGACUAUGAAUUUUAUCUACUCUACCAACCUGGUAAGGCUAAUGUGGUGGCUGAUGCCUUGAGUAGGAAGAUCGUGCAUGUGUCGGCAAUGAUGGUCCGAGAACUGGAAUUGGCUGAAAGCUUUUGA
Messenger RNA from Vigna angularis (adzuki bean), 603 nucleotides. RefSeq lists its product as uncharacterized. The record is from RefSeq and is a predicted model, not a curated record. The coding region runs from base 1 to 603 and encodes 200 amino acids. Lineage: Eukaryota; Viridiplantae; Streptophyta; Magnoliopsida; Fabales; Fabaceae. The transcript has 3 exons.